AAACAUCGACUCAUUCGAGAAUAUGACGGACCCCAUGAAGCCUCUGGAUGCUGCGCCGCGUUCUGACCUUGACAACACCAGCGCACCGUCGCCUGUGUCUCAUCGGCGAUUUGCCAUUGCAGGAAUUCUCACGACGGUAUUCGGUCUCGAAGAAUUACCAUCAGAAGCGGCUGAGGUUGCCUGUCUUUGGUUACUACAUCCAAGACUAGCUACCCAAGAACGAAUGACUAGUAUCGCGACGGCAGUCAUCGCCGACUGGAAUUCCAAGAACCAGGGCGCUUGCUCCAAUUCAAGUCGCCCUGUGAAAGGCCUGAUUGCCGUAGCGUUCGACCAAAGAAACCAUGGGACGAGGCUGGUUGAUCCCUUAGCCAAUGAAGCUUGGAAACAAGGAAACCCUCGUCAUGCCCAAGACAUGUUCUCGAUCUUUCAGGGCACUGCCCGUGAUGUGUCUCUCUUGAUUGACUAUAUCCCAUCUUUUGUCUUCCCCAGAUCAGAACGCAAGGUAUCUGAUAACUUAGUUCUGGGUGUUUCUCUAGGCGGACACGCUGCCUGGAGCUGCAUCCUGCAUGAGCCCCGCAUAAGUGCGGGCGUUGUCAUCAUUGGUUGCCCGGAUUAUGUGAAUCUCAUGGCCGAUCGCGCAAGAUUGUCCAGGCUGCCGUCCUGGACAGAUAGCGAAGCUCCUGGCUCCAAUUUCUUGGGCUCUGAGGAUUUUCCGGGCUCAUUGCUCGAUGCCGUUCGAAAAUACGACCCCGCGAGCUUGUUCUUGAGCCAAAUGGACUCAACGUUGAUACCAAGUGCUCUCCGCAGCGAGUCCUUGCCGGCUCCCACUGAAAGUGAGAAGGUCUCCCUACGCCCUUUACUCGAUCGUUGUUUAGCAGGGAAGAGAAUCCUAAACCUAUCGGGCGGGAUGGAUAAAUUGGUACCCUACCAUCGAGGAAGCGCAUUUUUGACUUGGUUGAAACAAGCAAUCUCAUCCAGUGGGUGGUUUGCUGAUGGGUUGGUCACCCUGGAAGACAUUAUCGAUGAGCACGCUGGACACGAGGUGACUCCCCAAAUGGUCAACGAAGCGGUCCGGUUCAUUCGUGAGACACUCGAGACCAAUAGUGCGUGUCUUAGGACGGGUUCCGUUCGAGAGGCUAAGAUGUAGACAUGCCACAAGAUGAUCGAAUACAAUUAUAUAUAUUGC
This is a messenger RNA of Aspergillus aculeatus ATCC 16872, 1186 nucleotides long. RefSeq lists its product as uncharacterized. The transcript is spliced from 2 exons. The coding region runs from base 35 to 1147 and encodes 370 amino acids. NCBI's taxonomy places the organism in Eukaryota, Fungi, Ascomycota, Eurotiomycetes, Eurotiales, Aspergillaceae. The record is from RefSeq and is a predicted model, not a curated record.